AUGGCGGAGCAGUGGGAUCUGGACGAGGAAGGCGUCCGCCGCCUGGGGGCGCUGACUCUGGAGCAGCCCGAAUUGGUGGAGUCUCUUUCAUUGCAGGGAUCUUAUGCUGGAAAAAUUCAUUCCAUCGGUGAUGCCUUCAGAAAUUUUAAAAACCUCCGAUCCUUAGAUUUAUCAAGAAAUUUGAUCACAAGUCUGAAGGGUAUCCAGUAUUUAUGUUCACUCCAAGAGCUGAAUUUAUAUUAUAACAACAUUCCUUCAUUAGUGGAGGUGUCCCGCCUACAGCCUUUACCCUUCCUCAAAGAACUAGAUUUGAGACUCAAUCCUGUUGUCAGGAAAGAUACAGAUUAUAGGCUCUUCGCUGUGUACACGCUACAAACUCUGGAGAAACUGGAUGACCGAGCUGUGCGAGAAAGUGAGAGAAAAGCUGCCAAGCUGCAUUUUAGUCAGUUGGGCAACAGUGAAAAUUUUCUUUUAGAGGUGGAAAAAAGCUCUAGGGAGAAGACAAUGAAAAACUGUGUGACAGACGAGAGCUCUACAUCAAAAAUCAAUGCCAAUGUUGAUAACAGAAUUGAAACUGACUCAAACAAAGGACUUUUUAUUCCCUUCCCUAACCGGGAAAUAAAGGAUUCCCUAACAAGUACUUCAGCAACCCAGGACAAUGCUAUACCAGAUCAGAAAUUAGACACUUUCCCACUGGGAACACAGGAAGUGGCAAGAAGGGAGAUCCCAAGUGACAGUCACCAGGAAGAUGAAUUCAGACGCUACUCUCCUCGUCAGUCCACAGUCCGAUCCCCAGAGAAGAUGACUAGAGAAGGGUACCGACUGUCUUUUUUGGACAAUAAGUCUUCAGGUUCUUCUCCAGAAAAGGACUUGAUACUAAAACCCGAUACUUAUCAGCUUACCCAUGAUGUCUCAUUGGGUAAACGUCUGGAUGUGGGUGAUUCUAGCCAGAUCCAUCCCUAUCAGUUACCUUCAGAUGUUGGUCUAGAAAAUUAUGAUAGUCAUUAUUCUCAAAAUCUAUGCCUGCACGGAAGUCUUGGUAAAAGGCCUCAGAGAAGCAAGAAUUACAGAGAAUAUAGCAUAAAGCCUUCAAAUGACACGAAGGCCACCACAUCCCAUUCCUGUGGAGACUUACUGACUUCUCUGUCAAAUCCUGACUCCAGCACUGGAAGGCUUUUGAAGCUUAGUUCAGAUCUGUAUGCCACAACCCAUUUCAACAGUGACCCUGCUCUGCUGGUCAAUGCAGAGCAACAAUUAUCUACCAGUGUCAGUGAUUUGACACCAGCACAUGGUUCUUUCCCAAACAACCCUGCCCUGGGAGACUCUCUACGGACACUGCUGUUGCCUACUGGGACCUCAGAACAUAGAGAGAGUUUGACCAAGAGAUCAUUAAGUCCAUCGAGGAGAGGAUUCAAACGGAAGGACAAUAUACUUGCUGCCCUGAAUCCAAAGAUUGGUUUCAGAGAUGCUACAGGGAGCGAGCCUCUCUCUAGUGACCUGGGCAGUUUGCAUGGUUUGCCAGGAAAUCACAGUCCCCCGAUUUCUGCCAGAACCUCCCAUGUGGCCACUGUCCUCAGACAGCUCUUGGAGCUUGUGGAUAAGCACUGGAAUGGCUCUGGCUCUCUCCUCCUUAACAAGAAGUUUCUCGGUCCUGCCCGAGAUUUGCUUCUGACUUUGGUAGUUCCUGCUCCUUCCCAGCAGUGGUGUCACUCACAUCCUGAAGACAUGUCAAAGACGUUCCGGAGAAGAGAGAUGGAAUUGAAGGAGGCUGGGCAUGUGGUACCCAAUGACAUGGAAAGCUUGAAGCAAAAACUGGUCAGAGUGCUAGAAGAAAACCUCAUUUUGUCAGAAAAAAUCCAACAGUUGGAGGAAGGUGCUGCCACCUUGGUGGUGAGUGGGCACCAGUCACACACUUAUGACGAUCUUCUGCGCAAAAACCAACAGCUGAACAUGCAAGUGGCUUGCCUGAAUCAGGAGCUUGCCCAGCUGAAAAAGCUGGAAGAGACAGUGGCCCUUCUCCAUGAAAGUCAGAGAUCCCUGGUGGUAACUAAUGAGUAUUUGCUGCAGCAGCUGAAUAAAGAGCAAAAAGGUUAUUCUGGGAAAGCACUCUUGCCUCCUGAGAAGAGUCAUCAUUCGGGGAGAUCAUCACCCUUUGGGAAAAGCACACUGACUUCCUCCUCACCAGUAGCACAUGACACGGGUCAGUAUCUAAUACAGAGUGUCUCAGACUCUGUUCCAGAGCCUAGUUUAUGGAGCUAGCACUGAGCACCUUCUCUGCAGCUUCCCUCUUGGCCCCAGGGG
Messenger RNA from Nyctereutes procyonoides (raccoon dog), 2301 nucleotides. It is a transcript of the gene LRRC36, whose product is annotated as leucine rich repeat containing 36. Gene Ontology annotation, molecular function: protein binding. The coding region runs from base 1 to 2259 and encodes 752 amino acids. NCBI's taxonomy places the organism in Eukaryota, Metazoa, Chordata, Mammalia, Carnivora, Canidae. The record is from RefSeq and is a predicted model, not a curated record. The transcript is spliced from 14 exons.